Molecule: messenger RNA, 2592 nt
Organism: Kwoniella botswanensis
Lineage: Eukaryota; Fungi; Basidiomycota; Tremellomycetes; Tremellales; Cryptococcaceae
Product: phosphoribosylaminoimidazolesuccinocarboxamide synthase
Exons: 10
Coding region: 1-2592 (863 amino acids)
Biological process (GO): 'de novo' IMP biosynthetic process; tyrosyl-tRNA aminoacylation
Cellular component (GO): cytoplasm
Molecular function (GO): phosphoribosylaminoimidazolesuccinocarboxamide synthase activity; ATP binding; tyrosine-tRNA ligase activity
Source: RefSeq, a predicted model, not a curated record
AUGUCAGAUCCAGCUUUCACCCAACAAGUAGCUGAGAAAGCUUCAACCAUCGCUCUUUCUCCUGAGAAGGAAGCAGAGUACGAGAGGAUUACCAGAAGUUUACAGGAAUACACCGGUGGAGAUAUCAUCAGGAAGGUUUUGGCUGAGGGAGAGACGGUGAGAGCGUAUUGGGGAACCGCUACUACCGGUAGACCUCACAUCGCCUACUGCGUGCCUCUGGUGAAGAUAGCAGACUUCUUGACUGCUGGUGUACAUGUGAAGAUUCUUCUAGCAGAGCCUGAUGCACAGCUCCAUGCCUUCCUCGACGCUUCGAAAUCUACUCUUCAAACCGUUCAAUACCGAGUCAAGUACUACUCAAUUCUCCUCAAAACUGUUUUCACGGUUCUUGGUGUGCCCAUCGACAAACUCGAGUUUGUAACUGGAACAAGCUACCAGUUGAAAGCGGAUUACACUUUGGAUGUUUACAAAUUCCACGCUUUAACCUCAACAAGAGAGGCUGAACAUGCUGGAGCGGAUGUAGUGAAGGAAUCUGAAUCACCUUUGAUGAGCAGUCUCCUCUACCCUGGUCUUCAAGCACUAGAUGAACAAUACUUGGACGUACAUAUGCAGUUUGGUGGUGUAGAUCAGCGAAAAAUCUUCAUGUACGCUGCUCAUUUCCUACCACGAUUAGGCUACGCCAAACGAGCCCAUUUGAUGAACGCUAUGGUACCUGGAUUAUCAGGAGGUAAAAUGUCGGCAUCCGACCCCAAAUCCAAGAUUGAUUUCCUUGAUACUCCAGCAGACAUCAAAUCGAAGAUCAAAGCUGCCUUAUGUCCGCCUGGGGAAGUAGAGAACAAUGGUGUAUUAGCAUUUAUCAAGGCUGUAUUGAUACCCGUCCAAGCAUUAAGGAACGAACAGGCUUCCAACGAGGGUGAAAAGGCACCAGUGGGAGAAGGAAGUUUCGUCAGUGCUGGUGCACCCGAGGGAACCUUGUUUAGUAUCACUCGACCUGAAAAGUUCGGUGGAGAUGUCCAUUUCUCAUCUUACGAAGAAUUGGAAAAGGCCUAUGUGGCUGAACAAGUCCAUCCUGGAGAUUUGAAAGGUGCCGUGACGGACGCUUUGAUCAACCUUUUGGCUCCUAUUAGAAAAGCAUUCGAGGAAGAUAAAGAAUGGCAAGAAGUUGAGAAGUUGGCUUAUCCUGAUACGUCUGCUGCCCCAGCUGCCGCUGAUAAGAAAGUUAAGAAAAAGGAUGUGAGGAAAUCGGCACCAACUGAGGAAGAAAGAGCAGCCUUACGAGCGGCGAAAGAGAAGGAGAAAGCAGAGAAAGCAGCUGCCAAAGCUACAGCUGAAGGAAACCCAUUGAAACCUGCUGAACUCCAGAAAUCGUCUCAAGCGGCUGCCGAAGCCUCUCCUUCUGCUGCCAUCGCCAGUGGAAGCGGUUCUUCAUCUACAUCAUGUGUCACUUCGACCAAUCUACCGAAACUAAAACUACUUGCUAAAGGUAAAGUAAGGGAUAUUUACGCCUUACCUGCGGCUGAAGACCAAGACAAGUUGUUGUUCGUUGCUACGGAUAGGAUGAGUGCUUUUGAUGUGAUCAUGAACAAUGGUAUUCCAUCAAAGGGUAUCACACUUACUACCCUCUCCCUAUUCUGGUUUGACAAACUCAAGCAUAUCAUCCCCAAUCACGUCCUUACACCCUCCCCUGCAUCAUGCCUGGCCUCUCCCGCAGAUGCUUGGUCGGAAUUCCCUAGAUCAUUAGACGAAUACAGAGAUCAGUUAGAAGGAAGAAGUAUGAUUGUGACGAAGUGCGAGGUCGUCAAGAUCGAAGCUAUCGUCAGGGGUUAUAUUACUGGUUCCGCUUGGUCCGAAUACAAGAAAUCCCAGACUGUCCAUGGUAUCUCCAUGCCAGCGGGAUUAGUCGAAUCUCAGAAGCUGCCUAAACCACUGUUCACACCUUCUACCAAAGCCGAUCAAGGUGAACACGAUGAGAAUAUCCAUCCUGACAAAGUCAAAGACAUUUGCGGGCGUGAACUUGCUGAACAGAUUGAAGAAGUUGCUAUACAGCUUUACACUGAAGCGUCAGAAUACGCUUUAGAAAGAGGAUUAAUCUUGGCCGAUACUAAAUUUGAAUUUGGUUUAUUACCUGAUCCAUCUUCCCCCAACAAAACACAACUCAUAUUGAUAGAUGAAGUUCUUACACCUGAUUCAUCAAGAUAUUGGUCUUCUUCCGAAUACGUCCAAGGCAAACCUCAAGCUUCGUUCGAUAAGCAAUACUUGAGAGAUUGGCUUAUCAAAGAAGGUCUUAAAGCCAAAGAAGAUGUGACUUUACCUCAACACGUCGUAGCUGAGACUAAAAGGAAAUAUGAAGAAGCGAGAGACAGAGUGAUGGGUUUAGGUGAAUUUGGUAAACAUGGUAAGAUCGGGGUUAGAGCUGGAGAUGAAGAUCUGGGACUGCAGACUGAUCAGGUGGAAGAUGCGAUUCAGUCUGAAGCAAAAGAUAGGCUGAUAGGUGGUAAACAUGGUAAAAUUGGAGUCAAAGCUGGAGAUGAAGAUCUGGGACUGCAGACUGAUCAGGUGGAGGAUGCGAUCCAGUCAGAGGCUAGAAAGUUGUAA